AUGGCUGAUUACGACAACGAUAACGGCCGCUAUGCCGACGAACCCCGGUACGAGCGCGACCGCAGCGCCUCUCCCCGUGAUGAGCCCCGAGGCGACCGUGCCCGCAGCCGCUCCCCCAAUGGCCGCCCCGACGACCGGCCCAGACCCUCGGCGAUUCGUAAACCUCUGGAUGACGAUGAGGAGGGUGCCCAGAACUCCGGCUCUAACCUUUUCGUGACUGGCAUUCACCCUCGUCUGACCGAGUCCGACGUCUCGCGCCUAUUCGAGAAGUACGGUGAUGUGGAAAACUGCUCGAUCAUGCUCGACCCCCACACCAAGGAGUCCCGUGGCUUUGGCUUCGUCAAUAUGGCCGCUGCCGACCAGGCCGAUGCCGCCAAGGAAGGCCUCCAGGGCGAGGUCAUCGAGGGCCGCACUCUCAGCAUCGAGAAGGCCCGUCGCAGCCGUCCUCGUACCCCGACUCCUGGCAAGUACUUCGGACCCCCCAAGCGCGAGCGUGGACCCGGCGGCCCCCCUCGCCGUGAUGACCGCUACGGUGACCGCCGUGGUGGCUAUGGAGGUGGUGGCUGGCGUCGUCGUGAUGAUGACCGCUACGGCCGUUAUGACUCGUAUGACCGUCGCGGCGGUGGCGACUACGGUGGCCGUGACUCUGGUCGUCGUGACUACCGCGGUGGUGGAGAAUACCGCGACGAUUAUGGUGGCUACCGUGGCGGUGGUGGUGGUGGAGACCGCUAUGGUGGUCGCGAGGACCGUUACAGCCGCGAUGACCGCCGUGGUGGUGGUGAAGGCGGUGGUCGUGACCGUGGCUACUACGAUCGCGAUGCCAACCCUGCCAGCUACGAUGCUGCGCCUCCCCGCGAGCCUCGCGAGGCCUAUAGUGGCGGUGCCGGCGGUAAUGGUGGUCGCUCCUACGAGGGCCGUCCCGAUGACCGCUACGGCAGCAGGUAG
Penicillium lagena is the source of this 945-nucleotide messenger RNA. Its product is annotated as RNA recognition motif domain-containing protein. The record is from RefSeq and is a predicted model, not a curated record. The transcript is spliced from 4 exons. Gene Ontology annotation, molecular function: RNA binding. The coding region runs from base 1 to 945 and encodes 314 amino acids. Lineage: Eukaryota; Fungi; Ascomycota; Eurotiomycetes; Eurotiales; Aspergillaceae.